This is a messenger RNA of Staurois parvus, 1174 nucleotides long. The record is from the annotation of a GenBank genome assembly. Lineage: Eukaryota; Metazoa; Chordata; Amphibia; Anura; Ranidae.
GAUUCCUCCUGUGAUUCAGGGGUGCUGAGCGCAUCAUCUUCACCUACUGUAGGUCACAUGGAAAUAAAUACAGGUACAAAUGAAGACGACACCAAUAACUUUCUUUCUGAUACUGAACACUCUAAGGAGUAUAAGGACAAUGUCAAAGACAAUGCUGAAGACCACGAAAACACCAUAGAAGAUUUUAUUGACUGCCAGGAAGAGGAGGAAUUGGAUUUGCCACCAUGCAGUGAUGAAAAUGACUGCACAGACAACGCAUUGUACUGUACAGCACUCUCAUCUGCAAUAGAGGAAGAUACGAAAGCUGUGGAUGACUUUUACAAGGACACGUUUGAUGAAAUUCAGGGUUUGCAUCAGUUGAAACGAUGCCAAACAAGUGACAGUCUGGAUGAAUAUAUGGAUGAAUGUUGUCGACUGAGUGAGGUAAACCAGGGCGCCUCAAAGGCACUCGGAUCAGGCCUUGGAUACUUGGAACAUAUCUGCCAGCUUAUAGAAAAAAUUGGCCAGCUUCAAGAGCAUAAUUUAAAGCUGCAAAAGCAAAUAUUUGUGUUACAAAAGGAAGAUAGAAUGAAACAGAUGAAAGAGGAGUACUUUGGACAGCACUGCUCCUGUGGAGCAGCGAAUAUUUUGCUCAGCCCGUACCAGGAGACUAAGAAGCAUUUUCCUGUGAGGAGGAACCGGCCGCAUAGUAUGUUUGUACAAAGUGGAAACCAAUCUGACCUCUCCAUGAUCCCAGAAAUUGGCAUUAACUAUGAAAAGUUUGGCUACAAAGGAAACAACAUCCAGUUAGAUGGUUGGAGAAGUCCUAACAUACUGGGAGUAAGGAAGCCUUUCACUAAACUAAAAUGUGAUGACAAAGAAAGUAAGCUUGCCUGGGACAGAAAUUUCAGUGAAGUUUUCCCACCACUGGAACAAGAUAUGAAAAAGCUGGAUAUCCAUCCAUGGGGACGUGUCCGAGAUCUUCUUAAAAAGACUAAAAAGAAUCAGAAUAAAUUAGGAUUAUCCUCAGCAUCAUUGAAGAGAUCCUGUCCUCAGCUCUACAGGCCAGAUCUCGUGCAAAAUGAUAUUAAAAAGAAGAGACAGAAAUUCAAUGAUUGUCCUUGGACAGACUGUCAGCAGAGAAAAUGCUUGGGCCAGUUUGUAUGCCUUAAACAGGAAAGAUGAUGAUAUGUGA